CUUUACAAGGGGUAAACCAUUUCACUCCUCUUCGCCACGCUGUGUAACAGGCAACGGGAGAAAAAGCUCCCCGAGUGCUGCUGGAAGUUGAUGGCUAUGUGUGAUGCUCAGACCUCAACAUCGUUUUUCAAUCAGAGUUUUUAAGAUCUGCAUAUGCCAAUGGUUUUACCACACGUAGAAUGGGAUUAACUUGGUCCGGCAAAUAUAUCUCACUGUUUCUUGCUGUUCAGUUAGUUUAUCUGCUACAUGUGGUGAGAGCAACGGGGAAAUGUGAUACAGUAUUCAAAGGUUUCUCCAAUUGCUUGCUGAGACUGGGGGAGAAUAUGGCUAACUAUCCACAGGAGCUGGAUGAGAAGGAAAACCUACAGACCAUCUGCACAUAUUGGGAUGACUUCCACUCAUGUGCGACCACUGCGCUGGUGGAUUGCCAAGAGGGAGCCACAGACCUAUGGGAGAAGCUCAAAAAGGAGUCCAGAAACUUAGAGUUCCGAGGGAGCUUGUUUGAACUCUGUGGCGGGGGGAACGGGGCCUCCAAAUCCACAGUCGCUUUAGGUCUCAUCAUACUUCUAACGGCACUUUCUGCCUUAGUGACUUGGCUUGCAUUUUAGCAAAAACAAACAAAGAAGAAGAUAAAGGGGAAAAAAUGCUAGCUAUUGACACAAAAAUACAAAACAAAAGAGACGUUUGAA
Molecule: messenger RNA, 689 nt
Organism: Oncorhynchus nerka (sockeye salmon)
Lineage: Eukaryota; Metazoa; Chordata; Actinopteri; Salmoniformes; Salmonidae
Gene: nrn1a
Product: neuritin 1a
Exons: 3
Coding region: 180-608 (142 amino acids)
Biological process (GO): nervous system development; neuron projection extension
Cellular component (GO): plasma membrane
Source: RefSeq, a predicted model, not a curated record